AUGUACUUCUCAGCUUUCAUUCUUACUGCUUUGGCUACCGCUGCCUUCACCAGUGCUACACCUUUGGUACCUGGGAGAAUGUGCCAAGGACGUCAGGCUAUUACUUCAACGCAAUACAUUGGCGCAGAGAAAAAUGUAAAGCUCGAUAUUAUCACCUGCGAAGGCAUUGCAGACUCCGCAACGAUUGAAUCCGGCGUUGGCGCAUUGUUAGAGUCCCGUCAAACUGCAAGCGUGUGUGAUGCUCCGUGCACAACGUUCUGUCACGAUCCAGCAGGAGGAGGCCCAGACCCAAACGAUUGCCAUAUCAUUGCUGAUGCAUUGCGUUUUGAGAGUCAGAGCAUAUCUCCAACAUUUGAAAUUGACAAUGGGGCCAAUAACGUCGUUUCUCUGACAUUCUCCAGCUGCACAUCGUUCUUCUUGAAUCAAGCAUCUACUGGAUUAAACUACUGCCGCACUGACUUUGCCAGCUUGACCGAUUUCCUCUCCACUAAUUGCCAGGCAACACAGAAUGCCCACGGGGGGUUGUGUGUUGCCAACGACGGCAGAUGGUUUGUUCAAGUUCAGCACUCGUAA
Psilocybe cubensis is the source of this 573-nucleotide messenger RNA. RefSeq lists its product as uncharacterized. The transcript has 7 exons. The record is from RefSeq and is a predicted model, not a curated record. Lineage: Eukaryota; Fungi; Basidiomycota; Agaricomycetes; Agaricales; Agrocybaceae. The coding region runs from base 1 to 573 and encodes 190 amino acids.